UAUGCAGCCAUUUCCCGAAAUGAAAACAAAAUCUUCAAACUGUCGAAGCUGUCAUCAAAGCGCGCUGUGUUCCCGCAUCAGUUCCUGAAAAACCGGUGAAUUUUCUUCAAAUCGGAUUGGACAUUGCUCUCGGAAAACAUACACGUCGAGAAUGGCCACCGCCGUGGGUCCGGUACCAUCGCGGGAGCUGGAAGGCCGUAAAAUUUGCGUCGAGCGGUUCAUCUAUGCUAUCGUGUGCAGUGUCGGGGUGCAGUUUGUGCUGCUCACGAUCUUUCUGCUGUUGGUAAACUCUAGUUUGCUUCAUCCGAUCGGUUGGAUCGCGGGCUCAUUUCGAUUGGUGGUUUCUUUGUCAACCUGGAUGUGGAUUUUGCCGUUGAUCAGUGCGGUCAUUGUGCACGGCAUAUGCUUGGCUAAAUCAUACUUGGCCGGAAUCCAGUACUGUCCAACACGGUUCCAACAGAUUUAUAGAUCGAUCAUCACACAAUCUGUCAUGCUGGUGGUCAAUUGCGUGGUUGGUUUUUUGACGGCCUGGUUCUACACACGUUUUCUACGGAACGAUUAUAGCGUACUGUUCCUACCGAAGGAAAACGGAAUCUCAAUUCUCAACGAGAAGUACCUCUUCCUUCUAUUAGGCGGAACAUUUGCAGGAGUUUACUAUUUUGUGCGCAUCCAGUCAGAGAAAACAAGUCUGAGCUUUCCCGUCGUCCAGCAGCCACGUUAUCAACAGAUCCGGUCCCAUCUCUACAGCAUCAUUUACCGCUCUUUGUUUAAAUCAUUCGUUCCAACGCUGGUUUAUGUAAGCUUUUACUACACCUUCAACUGCUUUUACUUGCGCUAUAAGCUGGCCAACAUGUUCCAUGGCGUGGUACUCGCCGAAGAAUCUUCAUUGGGAGCCCUCUAUUCUGUGCUGAUGGACAUUCGAUUGGUUCUGUACUGCUGGAUUCUGUCAUCGCAAAUUCUCUCCAACAUGAACCUAAUGCAGGUACUGUUCCACAUUUUCCUUACGGAAUAUCGCCAGUUUCCCGUUGAAAAGCCCACAGUGCUCAAUGACUCCCAAAUAACGUUGGUGGAAGCUCUGGCAUGCGAGAAAAUCCCAGUCAUUCAGCAACUGGCCGCCCUAGAUUUGUUCACAAUCGCGGAAAGUUGCAACCCAAGUCGCCGAGCUCGUCUCUAUGCUCUAUCCGUCCCGGGAGGUCAUCCCUACAAUUGGCGACUGGUAUCCGGCGAAUGCAUCCGGCUAAUCAAAGACUACACCACCCAGCUGGCAAAAUCGAUCGAAGGUGCCACACUUAAACCGGUACCGAACGUUGCCAAACUGCGUCCCACUGCUUCGAUGGACGCCGAAAAACUUCUGAUGAAGCAAUACAACGAAAGCUUCGGCAUCCGCAGUUUGUCUUCGUCAGUUCUACCGACUGAAGUCCCACAACAGCCAGACGUUAUUUCAAAAGCUGUCGAUCGUCACCUGGAUGCCAUUCGUGAGUCCUUCCGGAAUAUUCCGGGAAUUUACUAUUUCUUCGGAGAACCAAAAACCGCCAGAACAUGCCACCUGCUGACCACGCAGUCGCAGCAGAUUGUUUGGAUAGCCCAGGCGCUGGCUUCAUUGGCGGCGCACUCGAUCCGGGAGGACCAAUUCGGGGUGGUCCAAAACGAUCUGCCGUCGGUCAUUAGGACGCUGCUGCAAUUGAAACUGGUCGUCGAUAAGGUGGGUUCGAUCCAGCUGGACGUGAAGAAAAUCGACCGGAACUAUGUGGCAUUGAAGACGGCCACCAAGAGAAGUCUCUACCGGAUUGCCACCGUAUUUGCCGACUACUUGAAUGACAUCGUGUUGGAGCCAAGCGACGUGAAAGCACUUCAGGGAUUUGUUAAUUAUAGGGAAGCUUAAAAAAAGUAGUUUUAAUGUUUUUCAUUUUUUUUGUUAGUAAUCAUGCUCUAAUAAUAAGCUUCCUCAUUUCUCCAAAUGGUCGAUGAAUCAUCAUUUGUUAUUUUGUUUUAUCAAAACAUUUGUAUUUAGAACAGUCAGACUUUUCCUUAAAACAGUAGUUAUAACGGCAUCAGUAAUUGUAAGUAAAACUAUGAAGAAAAAUUAAAUGUGUAA
Messenger RNA from Armigeres subalbatus, 2095 nucleotides. Its product is annotated as nucleoporin Ndc1-like. Gene Ontology annotation, biological process: nuclear pore organization. The record is from RefSeq and is a predicted model, not a curated record. The transcript has 3 exons. Gene Ontology annotation, cellular component: nuclear pore transmembrane ring. Gene Ontology annotation, molecular function: protein-macromolecule adaptor activity. Lineage: Eukaryota; Metazoa; Arthropoda; Insecta; Diptera; Culicidae. The coding region runs from base 152 to 1882 and encodes 576 amino acids.